UCUCUGUUUCUCGCGACCUCCCCAAAUGAACCGAGCAAGGAGGAAGCUGGUGGCUUCAGUCUCCACCCUUUUAACAAGACGAUCAUAUUCUCCUUCUUCUUCUUCUACUUUCCGGUGCAAUCCACUCGCUAAUAAUUCACGAACUCACUUGAUCAGCAAAUCUCUGCAAUCUUCUUCUUCUUCAGCUAAUAAACCACCCCUGGGGCUCCGAUUUUCCGGGAGAGGUUUUUGCUCGGAGGGAUCCUGCGACGACAAGAGAAGCUCCUCCGUGUGCUGGAACUGUGGCUCCUCGUCGGAGAAAGCUGCGUUUUUGUUCUGUGAAUCGUGCCGCACCAUUCAACCCGUCCAUGAUUCCGUCGAUUACUUUCAAAUAUUUGGCUUGGAGAAGAAGUAUGAGUUAGAUGGUGGGAGCCUUGAAGGCAUUUACAAAGACUGGCAAAAGAAGCUUCAUCCUGAUUUAGUUCACAACAAAUCUCAGAAAGAAAGAGAUUUCGCAGCAGACCAGUCUGCAAAGGUGACUGAAGCUUACCGGACAUUAACCAAGCGACUCUCAAGAGCAAUGUAUAUCAUGAAGCUGAAUGGUAAAAAUGUCAAUGAAGAAGAAACAAUAACAGAUCCAACCUUGUUAAUGGAGAUUAUGGAACUCAGAGAGGCCAUUGCAGAAGCAAAUAAUUCAAAAGAGUUAGACCAGAUCCGAUCCCAGGUACCUUGA
Messenger RNA from Raphanus sativus (radish), 712 nucleotides. RefSeq names its product iron-sulfur cluster co-chaperone protein HscB homolog. The transcript is spliced from 5 exons. NCBI's taxonomy places the organism in Eukaryota, Viridiplantae, Streptophyta, Magnoliopsida, Brassicales, Brassicaceae. Bases 26 to 712 code for a protein of 228 amino acids. Gene Ontology annotation, biological process: protein complex oligomerization; [2Fe-2S] cluster assembly. Gene Ontology annotation, molecular function: protein-folding chaperone binding; ATPase activator activity. The record is from RefSeq and is a predicted model, not a curated record.